AUGCGGACGGGUCGCCGUGGCGUGCGGUCGGGCCCAGCGGGCGCCCCGCCGUGCCCCGGGCCGCCGCCGGCGCGGCGCUGCGGCUGCGAGCCCCGGCCGCGCCCCGCCUGCCGCGCGCGCGCCGCGCAGCGCGCCGAGGCCGUCAAGGUCACGUGCUGCCCGCCGCCCGCCGGACAGCGCCCGCCCUGCCCCACUUGCCCACCAAACCCACCGCUUACAUGCGGCAAAAGAAAAUUUUCAACUCUCGGAUCCAAACAAAAUUCAACACAAAAAUCAUGCAUUCCAAAGGAACCAGUAAACAAAUGCAGCGAUUCAUGUGGUAAUGAGAACGAUCGCGUGGAGCGGCGGCUGCAAGCUGAAGAACAAGUGCGGCGCGAGGAUUACGAGCGUGAGGUGAGCGAGCGGAAGCAGCCGUGCGAGCCGCCGGCGCGGGCGCAGUACUGCCUCGGCAACGAGUUCGAAUGCGCCACCGCCACCGACGGUCGGCAGUACGCAGUGCUCUGCGGGAAGGAGACGCCCGUGCCCCGGUGCGGGCCGGGCCGCCGGCCGCCGCCGCCGCAGUGUGUCGAGCUGAUAGCCGACGGGCCCUGUACGAUACAGGAAGGAAACCAUAUGGACCCUUGCGCGCAUCGCCCUCGAACCCUGGUGCAGAUAGACAGAUCCCACGCGGUCACCGACAAUACAGCUAUUAACAUGGCUAAGAAAGUUGAUGAUAUUCCUGCACAGACUAUUUCGAAACAACAGUGUGACAAGAAAUGUGACGUGAAAAGUUGCGAAAUUAAAAUAUCGAAGCCUCCGCCCGCUCAGCCGUGCCGGCAGCCGACCGUCACGGAGUCUCUGCGGGAACGCGGUCCGGGACCCUGCUCAUAUAAUCGGCCAGGUCAACCUCAAACUCGCUCUCUUCAUACCUCAGCCAGAAAAAUUACACCGACAAAGCGAAAGGAACUACUUUUUAAAAACCGCAAGGACAAAUUAUGUACUAAUAAAUUAUUAUUCAGUUCUACUCCAGACGUAAAAAUCGUAAUGAUGAAUCGUGCUACGAGCCCACUUGUGAAACUAAACUCCGCCAACUUUUCUAAUGGAAGUAAAAAGUCUGGGUCGUGGGCAUCCUUCGAAAAAUUACGAAAGGUUUGCGAGGGUUUUAGCGGAAAGAAAAACGAAAAUAAGACAGACAUCUCUAAAAAUAAAGUGCCUCCUCCAUGCGGGUGUAACACCGAGACAACGAUGAUAACGGAACGCUUGCCUCCAAAUCCAUGUGUGUUAAAGCGACCAACUCAAAAACAAUCUAAGACUAGUGAUACAAAAUCAAAUCAGGCAUCAGCCAAUCCAUGUUCACCAAAACCCCCAAAGAUGCCAAACCAAUCGACCAAAAGUCCAUGUAGAGAGUCAAGACCAACAACCAAAAACGACUGUGCGUUAAAACAAACCACAAAAAGCUCAUGUGCGCCGACACCAUCCACCUGCAUUGCAAAAAAUGCAGCAGCCUCAAAACAAACGUCUUGUAAUCCGUGUAACAGUUCUCCAAAGCCAAAGUAAACCGUAGUUUGGUAGAUACCUAUUAUUUUCGAUAAUAUAAUUAAUACAAAAACCAUAAUUGUAAUGGCUAUAAAUAAAAGUGUGUCGCAGUACUUUUUAAAUAAAAGUCAAUAAACAAACA
This is a messenger RNA of Amyelois transitella, 1657 nucleotides long. RefSeq lists its product as uncharacterized. NCBI's taxonomy places the organism in Eukaryota, Metazoa, Arthropoda, Insecta, Lepidoptera, Pyralidae. The transcript is spliced from 2 exons. The record is from RefSeq and is a predicted model, not a curated record. The coding region runs from base 1 to 1536 and encodes 511 amino acids.